UCGUGUCGACAGAAAAAAUUGCACCACACAAAAACAAAACUCGUGCCGUCGCGCCUCGCCUCGACGAAAAAGAUGGUGCUAGCUGACCUGGGGAGGAAGAUAACGACCGCUCUGCGGUCCCUUGGCAACGCCACUGUCAUCAAUGAAGAGGUACUCCAGGCUAUGCUGAAGGAGAUAUGUACGGCUCUUUUGGAAGCUGAUGUGAACGUGAAGCUUGUUGGGAAGCUACGUCAGAAUGUCAGAGCUGCCAUAGAUUUUGAGGACAUGGGAGCGGGACUCAGCAAGCGCAGGAUCAUCCAGACCUCAGUUUUCAACGAACUCUGCCAACUGCUGGACCCGGGUGUGCCGGUCUGGCACCCCACGAAGGGUCGGUCAAAUGUCAUCAUGUUCGUGGGUCUUCAGGGCAGCGGAAAGACUACCACUUGUACCAAGGUCAGGGUACAACCAUUCAUAUAUGUGCAACCUGUCUAUUAUGUUACC
Geodia barretti is the source of this 480-nucleotide messenger RNA. Lineage: Eukaryota; Metazoa; Porifera; Demospongiae; Tetractinellida; Geodiidae. The record is from the annotation of a GenBank genome assembly.